Molecule: messenger RNA, 2485 nt
Organism: Cyprinodon variegatus (sheepshead minnow)
Lineage: Eukaryota; Metazoa; Chordata; Actinopteri; Cyprinodontiformes; Cyprinodontidae
Gene: msto1
Product: misato 1, mitochondrial distribution and morphology regulator
Exons: 12
Biological process (GO): mitochondrion distribution
Cellular component (GO): cytoplasm
Source: RefSeq, a predicted model, not a curated record
UCGUCAGAUCCAGCAGCAUGCUCAGUGCGUGGAGUUCUUCCCUUCCCGUGUUUUUUUCCUGAGUGGUGAUUUAGCCAAGAUGAGCGGAGUUUGCAGGGAAGUCAUCACGCUGCAGCUCGGACAUUAUUCCAACUUCGUGGGAACCCACUGGUGGAAUUUACAGGAUGCAUCUUUGUCGUAUGACCCGGAGUCGCCCCUCGCUGAGAUCCAGAGUGAUGCGGUGUUCCGGGAGGGACAGACUCUGGGUGGACAGGUCACCUACACGCCUCGGCUCAUCUCCAUGGAUCUGAAAGGAAGUCUGCGGACUCUGCGGCAGGAGGGGAACUUGUACGACCCGGGAGCAGGAAGCUCUGCCGUCCCCUGGGAGGGAAGCGUCGCCAUGCACAGGCAGAGCCCUCCGCAGAAGAACUCCUUCCUGGAGGAUCUGGAGAAGCUGGAUGUAAUCAUUUAUACACAAUCUAGUUACUACAGUUCUAUGUUUUCUACGUCAGUGACAUCAUCUCUCAGCAGCGGGUGAUGUUUUCUAUCUCAGGUCAUUUGUUGUUGUUUUUUAAAUGUUUUUGUCAAACCUGAUGGAAAUGUGUUGGUUUCCUCGCUGCUCUGACAUCAUCAGUUUUUCUUCCUUAACGAACCAAUCGGCUUCUGUUGCUGGAGCAGCGAGGCUCAUCGUCUGGAGGCCUUCGGUCAGGGGGAGUCCGUCCUGCAGGGGGCGCCGCUGGACGAGCUGGAGGACAAACUGCACUUCUUUGUGGAGGAAUGUGAUUAUCUUCAGGGUUUCCAGGUCCUGUGUGACCUGGCGGACGGGUUCGCGGGCCUGGGGUCGAAGGUCACAGAGCUGCUGCAGGACUCGUAUGGGGGGAGGGGGAUCCUGACGUGGGGGCUGGCUCCUGUGGGCCACCGGGACUCGAGUCCGGUCCGGGAUCUUUACCACCUGCUGAACUGCGCUCUUGGCUCCGCCCACAUGGCCGCUCACAGCUCGCUGUUCUGCCCGCUGACGCUGCGGGGGGGCCUGGGCAGGCGACCCGCCCCCCCUCCACAGUUUCCCCUCCUGGCCUACGAUCCGGCGCUCUGGUACCACUCCAGCUCGGUGCUGGCUCUGGCGCUGGACGCCCUCACCGUGCCCUACAGGCUGAGGAACAACGGCGCCCCCAUGUGGCAGGUGGCGGACUCCCUGGCCGUGUCGGGCAGGAAGGUGGUGGCCGCCUACGGCGCCGUCCCGUUUCCCAUGAUGCCCGGCGGGUCUCUGCCCGACGCCCUGAGUGCCUGCUCCGAUGCGUUGCCGUGGAAACCCCUGUCAGCUUGCCCUGAAGGGGGCGACGGUCGGUGCUAUGGCCAGUGGGCCACGCUGAGAGGCUUCGAGGGGCAGAAGCUCAUCAGCCGUCCGUCUCCAGGAAUCAAACCUCAGACUCCUCUCCAUAGUCUUCAUCAGUCUUCAUCCCCCCCCCACAGGGCCCUGCAGCUGGUCUCCUCCCCCAGUAAGCUGACCCCUCCCUUCCCGCAGAUCUUCAGCCCGUCGCUGGACGCUCAGGGCUUCCUGAGGAGCCUGGCGCCCCCUCCUGGCGCGCCGAGUCCGCCCGUCUCCUCGGUUCCUGUCCUGACGUCGCUGCAGUCCGGACCCGCCCUUCAUCCCUGGCUCGCUGAGCUGCACCGCUCCGCCAGCGCCUUCGACAUCCGCCGACUGGCCCCCAGCUUCCUGUCCCAGGGGCCUGAGAUGGCUGACUACCAGGAGGCCCUGGAGGACCUGCGGCUGCUGGCUCGCUGUUACCGUGACGACAGCAGCGGCGCCAUGCGGUCUUCCUCUGAGGAAGAGGAUGAUGACUGAGGGGGGGUUCUGUGAUCAGGGAGGAUCAGAGGGUUGAGGAGGCGAGGACCGCCACGCCGCGGCGUGGGGACAUCAGAGAGCUGCUGUUCUACAGGAGCCGGAUCGACCCAGAACCGGAUCUGGGUCUUCAUCUGCCUCAGACUGAACUUUACAGCCAUGAUGUCACUUCCUGUGAAAUAAAUUCACAGGGAAGGUUCAGAUUAAAGCAGAGAAACGGGGAAACCUUUGUCUCUGAAGAUCCAUGCGCUUUUCUGAUUGGACGGCGACAGUUUCAGCCGUCCAAUCAGAGGCUGGGCAGACCCAGAGGAGCAGAGCAGCAGCCAAUCAGCUUUCAGAUCAGUUUAUUAUAUAAAAUAAGAAAAUGAUAAGUUCAAACGCAUUCUGUGUCCGACCUUACGGUUCCUUGUUGUUCCCUAAAAUGCUUCUUCAUCCAUAAUCCUCCUCAUAAAAUAAGUAAAAUAGUUUUUCAAAGAUUGGCGGUUCUAUAAGAGUUAAUCCACAAAUAAACAUAAUCUGAGAUGUAGAAUAUGAUGAAACAUCCAAAGCAGAGGUGCUUCUAGUCCUGAGCUCAGAAACACUUUAAUUAAUCACUUAUUUCAUCUAUUAAAUGACUUUUUAAUGAUCUUCUGUAGAUUAAACUCCACAUUGAGGAGAAAUAAUCCA